CCAUAGCUCCAAUCUGUAUAAAGUGUAAUCAUAUCCAUACCUCUGCUUAGCGCUAUGUUUGCGGGUUAUGAGUCUUUAAGUCUUGAGCUUUUCUAGUUUUUGAGAUUGUUUGGAUUGAAGUUUGUGAAUUUGAAUCUUAAUAGGAAGAUUGGGGUCCAUGUCCUGGUCAGUCACUGAUGAUAUCUUUGUCUCCGCUUCACUGGCAAGCUAUCUUGACAGAAAACUUCUGGUCUUGACGGGAGAUGGUCGGAAGCUCCUGGGAAAACUUCGCUCUUUUGAUCAAUAUGCAAAUAUUGUUUUAGAAGGUGCAUCUGAGCGGGUUACCGUAGGAGAUCUUUACUCUGAUAUUCCCUUAGGACUGUACAUAAUCCGUGGGGAGAAUGUCGUCUUAAUAGGAGAACUGGACCUGGAUAAAGAGGAGCUUCCCCUACGUAUGAUUCGAGUAUCAGCACCAGAAAUUGAAAGGGCUCAGAAAGCAGAAAGGGAAGCCGCUGACUUGAAAGGAACCAUGCGAAAGAGAAUGGAGUUUCUUGACAUUGAUUAGCGGAAAAAAUUAUUGGUUAAACAUCACCAAUAAAUACUGUAGAGUUUCCUUGUUGUAUAUAUGGAGAUUACCCAA
This is a messenger RNA of Rhododendron vialii, 619 nucleotides long. RefSeq names its product sm-like protein LSM1B. Gene Ontology annotation, cellular component: P-body; Lsm1-7-Pat1 complex. Bases 158 to 544 code for a protein of 128 amino acids. Gene Ontology annotation, molecular function: RNA cap binding. NCBI's taxonomy places the organism in Eukaryota, Viridiplantae, Streptophyta, Magnoliopsida, Ericales, Ericaceae. The record is from RefSeq and is a predicted model, not a curated record. Gene Ontology annotation, biological process: deadenylation-dependent decapping of nuclear-transcribed mRNA. The transcript has 6 exons.